ACUGACACUCCCACAAUGCAGCGGGGCAGUGCAUUAACAUGGCGUCAAUGGUUGCUGUUUUAACCAGGGCCGUGGAACUUGUAACAUAUUGUGUAGAACAACACUAUGGUUACAGCUAAACAAUAAGCCGAGAUCAACCUUAGAAGUCGGAAAUUUUAGGUGGCCAGCCUCCCUGAUCAUCCUCAUUUGUGUUGUUGACUCUGCCAGGGACAACAACAGGAGAACAGGGAUGGAUGAAUCCAAAAGUCCAGUCAAAUCUUUCAAGCAGUCUCAACCCAGAGGACCCAAAGCUUUGUCCAGUGAGAAGUCAAAUAAAGAGGCUCCUGCGCAGAGAGAUGGUACCAAGUCUGCAACCCGCAGCACAGACAACCUCAAUGCUGCGAAGGAUGACCACAAUAGUCGGGGGAGCUGCGAGCCAAGCAAGACUUUUGCAGACAUCCCCCAGGACAAGAGAAGAGGGCGGCCCUCCAGGGUCACUAGACUAACUGGAAGAACAAGUUCUGGGGAGAGGGGGAAAGGAAAGGUGGCAAGCUCACAACAGAAGCCGGUGGCACAGGAUCCCGACACCAGGGUGUCUAUUUCUGCAGACGGCAGCUCCUCAGCAAACAGAGAGACCAGCUCUCCUGUAGUGCCCGGGACACCUGAGAGAGGCCCCACAGAGCUCCAUUGUAGCCCCGUUGUUGUUCAGACUAAGGAAAAGUCAUAUGGGGUGAAGCGGGCCGCAUUGAUGCAGCAGUCUGUUGAAGAGGUGAGGCCCAUGGGGAAGGAUGGCACGCUGACGGAGCAACAGUUGGGCCUCCGGCAGGCAGAGGAGCGCCUGUACAGAGACUACAUCCACCGACUGCUGAAACACUCCCCUGACUACCCAAACUAUCAAUAUUUAUGCAAGCUCUGUUCUGUACACAUUGAGAACAUUCAAGGAGCACACAAACACAUCAAGGAGAAGAGACACAAGAAGAACAUUAUGGAGAAACAGGAGGAGAACGAGCUGCGUGCACUGCCGCCCGCCUCCUCCGCCCAGUUGAAGGCUGUGGACGAGGCCGUCCAGGACACUGCGAGGCAGCACGGCAUCUCAGAGGAGGACUUUGAGGUUCGGAAAGCCGUGGUCAUCAAGAUGGAAGAGAUCAUAAAGAGGCACCUCUCAGAUUGUGCUCUCCGUCUCUAUGGUUCAUGUCUUACCCGAUUUGCCUUUAAGACGAGUGAUAUCAACAUUGAUGUCACCCACCCCCCCUCAAUGACACAACCUGAGGUCUUGAUACAAGUGCUGGAAAUUCUUAAAAAAAGCUCUGAAUUCUCUGAGGUUGAGUCAGAUUUUCAUGCCAAAGUUCCUGCAGUGUUCUGUCGGGAUGUUAGCAACGGCUUGAUGUGUAAAGUGAGUGCAGGUAACGACGUUGCUUGUCUCACCACCAAUCAUCUGGCAGCCUUGUCUAGACUGGAACCCAGAUUAAUCCCCCUGGUGAUGGCCUUCCGAUACUGGGCGAGGCUGUGUCACAUUGACUGCCAGGCUGAGGGGGGCAUCCCCUCGUACUCCUUAGCCCUCAUGGUCAUCUUCUUCCUGCAGCAGAGGAAGGAGCCGGUACUCCCCGUCUACCUGGGCCGCUGGAUUGAAGGCUUCGAUGUGAAGCGUGUGGACGAGUACCACUUAACUGGAAUAUCACUAGACAUCUUUGUUCGUUGGGAGCGCAGACUCGUAAGCUCCACAGACAACCGGAACGAAGCCAGGGGAGAAGGCAGAGCCAAGCCGGAGCAGAAAAAAAUCCCUGACACUCAUUACUCCGAAGGCAUUACUCGCCUAACUUUGGACCUGUGCAGAGAUGUGUCGCCGGGCCAGCUGUGGUUGGAGCUCUUGCGUUUCUACACCCUAGAGUUUGCACUGGAAGAACACAUCAUCAGCAUCCGCCUGAAGGAGCUCCUCUCUAGAGAAGGGAAGAACUGGCCUCGGCGCAGGCUCGCUAUUGAGGAUCCUUUUGCCUUGAAGAGGAAUGUCGCGCGGAGCCUCAACAGCCAAAUGGUAUUUGAGUACAUCCACGAGCGCCUACGUUCGGCUUACAAAUACUUUGCGUGCCCUCAGAGAAGAAGCAGCAGCUCUGUGGCGUGCCAGAGACAGGCAGACAACCGGGGUAAAACAUUGGAAGAGCUUGAGGAGGAGGAAGUAGAAGAGGCUGGUAAAGGCCGUCCCUCUUGGGGGGGAUUGCGCAAAAUUAAGGAGGAUGAGAAACCUGACAGUGAUGAUGAUGAAGAUGGAUCCGACCCGUCCAGUAAAAGUACUGAGCAGACUUUGGAUGCAAGCCUCAUGGACAUGGUUCUCCAUGCGAGGGUCAAACCAGUCCUCCGCCCCAACGGCCUGCCAGACAGUGACAAGGAGGAAGAGGAGAAGGAUGAAGAAGCGGAGGGAAGCAGUGUUUCAGCUGCUGACGGACUUGUUGCGUCAGAAGAUCUUCACUAUGUGUUUGAUAAGAUGAUCUUUACUAAUGGGAAGCCCCCAACCGUUGUGUGUAGCAUCUGCAAGCGAGAUGGUCACCUGAAGGACGAGUGCCCUGAAGACUUCAAGAAGAUCGAGCUGAAGCCUCUGCCUCCCAUGAACGACCGCUUCAGAGAUAUCCUCGAUGGGCUCUGCAAAUUGUGCUUCUAUGAAUUGUCACCUACACCCACAGAGCAGCAGAAGAGGGAGCAGAUCCUUUGCAGCUUAGAACGAUUCAUCAGGAAGGAGUACAAUGAAAAAGCUCAACUCUGCUUGUUUGGAUCCUCAAAGAAUGGGUUUGGCUUUCGUGACAGUGACCUUGACAUCUGCAUGACUCUGGAGGGCCAUGAGACUGCUGAGAGGCUGAACUGCAAAGAGAUCAUUGAAGCCCUCGCAAAAGUGCUAAAGAAGCAUACAGGUUUGAGGAACAUCUUGCCCAUCACAACAGCUAAAGUGCCUAUUGUGAAGUUUGAACACAGACAGAGUGGUUUGGAGGGAGAUAUUAGCCUUUAUAAUACUCUGGCUCAACACAACACCAGGAUGCUGGCUACAUAUGCAGCCUUGGAUCCACGUGUGCAAUUCCUGGGAUACACAAUGAAGGUCUUUGCCAAGCGCUGCGACAUUGGGGAUGCGUCCAGAGGAAGCCUCUCAUCUUAUGCCUACAUCUUGAUGGUGCUUUACUUUCUGCAGCAGAGGCAGCCACCAGUCAUUCCAGUCUUACAGGAGAUCUUUGAUGGGAAUGUUGUCCCCCAGCGGAUGGUAGAUGGCUGGAAUGCUUUCUUUUGUGAUGACCUUGAGGAUCUGCGUCGACAUCUCUCAAAGCUGCAGCCAAACCUGGAGUCCGUGGGGGAGCUGUGGUUGGGGCUCUUGCGCUUUUACACUGAAGAGUUUGACUUCAAAGAGCACGUCAUCAGCAUCCGCCAAAGGAAACGCCUCACCACCUUCGAGAAGCAGUGGACUAGUAAAUGCAUCGCUAUUGAAGAUCCCUUUGAUUUGAAUCAUAAUCUUGGCGCUGGAGUUUCCCGCAAAAUGACAAACUUCAUCAUGAAGGCCUUUAUAAACGGAAGAAAGUUGUUUGGGACUCCAUUCUGCCCUUUACAGGGAACCGAAGUGGACUACUUCUUUGACUCAAAGGUGUUGACAGAUGGGGAGUUGGCGCCCAAUGACCGGUGCUGCAGAAUCUGCGGGAAGAUUGGACACUACAUGAAGGACUGUCCAAAACGACGCAGGAUGAAGAAGAAGGAAAACGACAAAGACGAGGACACAAAAGAGGAGGAGCGUGAGCUGAAGGACAGGCGUUGUUUUCAGUGUGGGGACAUGGGACAUGUAAGAAGAGACUGUCCCGAGUAUCGUCACCUCAAGCAGAGGGCCACCGGCGCACCAGCUCCUCACAUGGUACGGACUGUAUUGAGCUCCCAGUCCAUCCCAAUUCCCCAGACAGCUGCAGACGGUCCAGGAAGGACCAGGCAGCCCUCUGAAUGUUCCGAUAGUCGGCAGACUCCGCCCUACUCUCCGCAGUCCACAACUGCUCUUCCGAGUUCCUCAAAGAUCUCCAGUUCCCCUCAGCCCUCCCACAUUAAGACCAGUCCUGCCGGAGCCGCAAAGCAGCCUGUUCAGACCCACGUCCCCCUGUCUCUCUUCAGCUUCCCCGCCACCCAUCCAGGCCAGUACCACCCAGCAGCGGCGCUCAGCGCACUGGGGCUGCUUCCCUCCCACCAGCACCAGUCGCGUCAGUCCCAGGGGCCGCCUCAUCACCCGGUGCACGUCCCUUCCACGGCCUGGCCCAUUCACGGACCAGUCCUCACCACGUCUUCUCCAAACGGCCCCUCCCCGCCUGGCCUGAAGUUCGCCCUGCGUUCGGCGACGGGAAACGGGAGUCCUACAGGUACAGGGGGCAAUCCCAGCCCCAUGAACCUGAACGACCCCAGCAUCAUCUUCGCCCAGCCGGCGGGGAGACAGCUGGGCAUCGGGCCUGGACGGGAAGGACACUGGCACAACCACUUGGCACAGACUGGGUCACUCAUGGGCAAUGGCACUGUGGUCAAGUCAGAGUCAAGCCACCCAGCCCAGUUUGGAGGCGUAACCCAGGGCUCGCGGUUAUGGGAUCACAAUAAAACCCCACAGUACGCCCUGCCUCCAUCGUGGCCUUACCGAAUGCCCCAGAACUUUAUCCAGCAGGGCAACAGCGGCUACCCGCCUGGAAAACCAUUUGUGGCCCAAGGGCCUGCUGUGCAGCCCAAUCCAAACUUCCCGCUGCUCCCCCACGUCCGACAUCCAGUGAAUUUGAAUUUCGUUCAACAGAAGAAGUGAACUUCCAUUUCCUUAUAAUUCAUAUCCUGGUCAGUAACAUAGCAAAGCAAAAUUCUGUACUCUUUGCAUCAUUUGAUCACAAGAUUUUUUAAAGACUUUUAUCUCUUUUGUACAGUUUUUAUUUUUUGUCUCAUUACAUUGAUUUGUGAUACAAAUGUAAAAUAUUUUAAUACCCCCAUUUUUGAGGGGGUCCAAAAAAGUGUUUUUAUUUCAUGUGUAAAGUAUGGAGGAAAAAUGCAAACCUUUAUUUUUAUUAGCUGUAUUCAUACUUUGCUUGCCACAAGAAGUCUUUGAAUAGAAGUUUGUUUUAAAAACAGUCUAACAUGCCCCCUUAAGUAUGUAGUCCCAAAAUAGCAAGAAAAAAGGGAAAAAUAAAGGAAAGAAAGUAAACUGUA
Pungitius pungitius (ninespine stickleback) is the source of this 5166-nucleotide messenger RNA. RefSeq names its product terminal uridylyl transferase 4 (gene tut4). Bases 230 to 4771 code for a protein of 1513 amino acids. The transcript has 30 exons. Gene Ontology annotation, molecular function: nucleic acid binding; RNA uridylyltransferase activity; zinc ion binding. NCBI's taxonomy places the organism in Eukaryota, Metazoa, Chordata, Actinopteri, Perciformes, Gasterosteidae. The record is from RefSeq and is a predicted model, not a curated record.